Leptopilina boulardi is the source of this 1616-nucleotide messenger RNA. It is a transcript of the gene Cluap1, whose product is annotated as clusterin-associated protein 1. The record is from RefSeq and is a predicted model, not a curated record. NCBI's taxonomy places the organism in Eukaryota, Metazoa, Arthropoda, Insecta, Hymenoptera, Figitidae. The transcript has 6 exons. Gene Ontology annotation, biological process: cilium assembly. Gene Ontology annotation, cellular component: intraciliary transport particle B; cilium; centrosome. The coding region runs from base 118 to 1419 and encodes 433 amino acids.
CAACGCUAGAUUCACAACAAUUCACAAUAAAUCCUAAAAGGUGUAAGCAAGUGGAAAUCAAAUAUUUUGUUUUUCUUAAGUUAAUAUAAUAAUUUUUAACUAAUUUAUAACAACAAAAUGUCAUUUCGUGAUUUACGAAACUUCACGGAGAUGCUGAGGGUACUUGGAUAUCCUAGGUUAGUGUCCUUAUCCAAUUUUCGAUCUCCAAAUUUUCCUCUGGUUGCAGAAAUACUAGUUUGGUUGGUGAAAAGAUUCGAUCCAGACUCAAGCAUCUCAGGUGACUACGCAACCGAACAAGAUCGUGUGACUUUAAUUCGUCAAGUAGCAGAAUUUAUGGCAAUCACAGCAAAUAUAAAACUGAAUACAAAGAAACUUUAUCAAGCUGAUGGCUACGCUGUGCAAGAGCUUCUAAAGGUCACUACACUACUGUACGAAGCUCAACUGAAAAGCUCUGAAAAUUCUUCACACACAGAAACACUUCACGACUUGAAAUUCGACAUUUCGGAUAAAAUAAAUGAAUUAAAAAGUACAAGACAAUUGGCAAGUGAACUCACAAUAAACGGCGCAACACUGUUCGAUCUCCUCGGGCGGGAAGCUGAACUUCGUGAAAUUCGUAAUUCGAAGGCUUCCCGGCAAUUUGAUACUUCUGAAAUUGAGAUGGCGCUUAAGGAAACAAUUGACAAUGCCAAAAGAGAAAUUGACGACACAAGAAAACAAAUAAAUAAUGUUAAGGAAACGGAACAAAAUUUAGAUGCUAAAAUUGAAAGAAGACGAACUGAACUCGAUAGGAAUCAAAAGAGAUUACAGACUUUAAAAAAAGUUAGACCAGCAUUUAUGGAAGAAUUUGAAAGACUUGAAGUUGAAUUAAAAAAUCUUUAUGAAGAUUAUCUUCAAAAAUUUCGUUAUCUGGCGUACUUAGAGCAUCUUCAGGAAGAUACAACAAAAGUAGAACAAGAAAGAUUCGAAAGAAGACAAGCAGCAACUAAAAAACAAUUGGAACAAUUGAGAGCUGAGGAUGUGAGUUUUGAAACUCUUCUCGAAGGAAAUGAUUCUAUUUUCACUAAUAAUAAUCUUCAGGAUCCAUUGGCACUUGGAGAAGUGGAAAAACGUGUUCCUGAAAAUACUGCGCGAGAAACUGGAAGAGCUUCAAAAAUGCGAAUUCCACAACGUAGAAUUUAUGGAAGUAUGUCAGGAAGACAACGUGGAGUUGUUCAUGAAGCAAACGAAAGUGGAGAUUCUUUAGACAGCGAUAGUGAUUUAUUGAUUGAUGGUGAUUUAGACGAUGAAGAUGAUGACGAUGACGAUGACGAUAUGCUUUUAAAUUCUGUUCAUCCAACGGGAAUGACUGAAUUUGAUGUAAAACCAAAUCAAGAAAAACGUGCUGUCAGCAAAAUUGCUCAUUCUGAUGAAGACUUUUAAAAAUCAAUAUUAUUCGUGUACUAAAAAUUGUACACUAUUAAAAUAAAAAAAAAAUUUAAUUUAAUUAUAGAUAACAAUAUCAAAUAAUUAUUGGAAAUUAUUUUUUAUUCAAAAAGUUUAUAUACAAUAACAAUAAUCAUAUAUAUAUUAAAAUUGUUCACUUGUAAAAAUAAUAAUUGUGCACUAUUUAUAAUAUA